UCUGAAUAGGGCAUCUUCCAGGUCUGAUGGUCUCCCAGGCGACAUUCAUGCUGAUCGCUCUCUCGUGGCCACCCCCACCCUUUUCCACGUGGACCACACACAACACGAAACCUGCGCACAGGUCUCAGUUCAGUUCUAUUGGCUUGCCGCACUAAUCGUGUGCGUUACCCAACAAUCAACUGUGAACGCAACAAAUGCGCCGCACUUUUAUCCAAUUUGCAUUGAUGGUGUGAAUCACCACAGAUGAUUUUAGAAACUACUUGCGUUACUUCUCAUCCUUAUGAAACUUGGCCGAUUCAACAGGCAGUUGCCGAAAGUCAGUUGAUGCCAUCAAAGUCUUGAUUUUUUUUGUAUUUUAGUAUUUUUGCGUCCAGGAUGAACGCAACAUUUUUCAAUCACACCGUUUUUAGGCACGGGGGUCUGCUAAACCGCAGCCACGAGCUCGCGGGGACGCUGGUGGACUGCUGCGCAGGCAACGGGAGCGAAGUGACAGCGAGUGACGGCGGCGGGUCUUUAGUUCUGGCGCAGGACGAGCGCAAGUUGUUCGUUACGCGUGUGGUGCAGAUUGCCGUGCUGUGCGUCCUCUCGCUCACCGUGAUGUUCGGGAUCUUCUUUCUUGGUUGCAACCUCAUGAUCAAGUCCGAAAGUAUGAUUAACUUUUUGGUUAAGGAUCGGAGACCAUCCAAAGACGUCGAGGCAGUGAUGAUCGGGUUGAGUUAGAGACAGAUGUCACCUGUAAUGCGGGACUGAAUGGCUUGAGCACCGACUGGGAACGGAGAUAUGCAACGAACUCUCUUUCUUCUUGUUGUAAAGAAAUCCGACGUGAAUGAAUUGUUAAAAGCAAAGAUGAGGGAUACAGUUGCACGUUUACUUAAUGAGAAUGUAUUGUUUAUUCAUGUUUACGUAGCUCUUUGUAUUUUAGAUACAUUUGCGUAUAGCCUAUAUAUUAAGGGAAACAGUAUUGAAACAAGUGAACUUACAGUGAAGUGUUUACACGUUUUUACCUCAGAAAAAGCAGCGUACAGUUAUUUAUAAAUAAUUGCAUUGUUUGUACCAGACAAUCACUUCCAGAAGCAUGCAUUGUGACUUUUGCACCUUGGUAUCGCGGGUGUUUUUAUCUUUAUAUAAUGUCAAAAUGUAUUUUUGUUUCGAUUUUAACUUGUGACCGAGAGCACGCGAGAGGAGAGGCGCGCAUCUGCUGGUAAACCCUGCUAGACUUUUCCCGGUCGCUGCUCGGCUCGCACCUGCUGCAGACCGCUUUCUUCCCUCGGCAUGCGCGAUGCUCGGUGUGUCCAGCACUUUUGAAAUGAAACCUCAAUGCUGCAUGCUGUUUUUUUGUAAACAACAUUGAAACUUGAAGUAGUGUAGCAUGCUUUGAAUAAAGUUGUUGUUUUAUCACUUGA
Messenger RNA from Misgurnus anguillicaudatus (oriental weatherfish), 1403 nucleotides. The record is from RefSeq and is a predicted model, not a curated record. Lineage: Eukaryota; Metazoa; Chordata; Actinopteri; Cypriniformes; Cobitidae.